Messenger RNA from Fusarium subglutinans, 1938 nucleotides. RefSeq lists its product as uncharacterized. The record is from RefSeq and is a predicted model, not a curated record. Gene Ontology annotation, biological process: regulation of DNA-templated transcription. Gene Ontology annotation, molecular function: zinc ion binding; DNA-binding transcription factor activity, RNA polymerase II-specific. The transcript has 2 exons. Bases 1 to 1938 code for a protein of 645 amino acids. NCBI's taxonomy places the organism in Eukaryota, Fungi, Ascomycota, Sordariomycetes, Hypocreales, Nectriaceae.
AUGGAGAACCCACCAACCCAUGAGCGGCCCGGGUCGACGAGCUGUAUCGAAUGUCGUCGUCGGAAAGUGAAGUGCGUCUUUGACGACGACAAGGCUGAGUGUCAGCAGUGCAGCAGACACUCCCUCACCUGCCAGCCGCAGAAUGAAGACUCAUCUUCAGAAGCCAAAAAUGAGAUCCUCCAAGAGUUCUCGCUUCUUUCCAGAAAAGUUCAGUCACAAAUGAUUCAUAUGGAGACUGCAAUCGAGUUCUUGGCUCGCAGAUUUGACGCGCAACCCAGCAAACGAGUUGAGUCUAGAAGUGAGCCAAGCUACCGCUCUGUGAGCAAGCUAUAUGAGGUUGGUAUCACUUUGGAGGCUCUCAAGGUCAUGAUGACUGAAGGGCUCGUACCCGACACGUCGGUUCUGUCCCGGAUUCUCAAACAUAGCAACAGGCUCACCCAGAAUUGGGCGAGCUGGCCUCUAGCAACGGUGUCAUACCAACAGCAAGACGACGACGACUCCCCUGUCGAAACAGUUAUCUUGUUUGACGCUGGAUUUCCAACAAACGAGAAUUCAGCUUUCACCUUCAUUGACAAGUCAUUGUCCCCAAACCGCCAGAAACCACCAGACCCUGGCGCUGUCGCAAAAUGCAUCGUGUGGCUCUGCCUUUCUUUCAAGGAGAUACCAAUGAAGUUCAAAUACGCCGACAAUCGAGCACCACCACCUUUUGAACCAAACCUACUCAUUGAUGACUGUAUCUCCAAAGUUGAGGCUCUGUACCGAAUCAGCUCAACACCUGUCUGCAACAUCGACUUUGUCCAGGCCCUGCUCCUCCAAGGCGAGCUGUUCCUCUCCAUAGGUCGCCCGACCAAGGCAUGGAAGUGUAUUAGGACUGGUAUUGAGAACGCCAUGCUGCUGGGAGUACACCAGGGCCGGUCUAGCCUGGAUCGAUGUAUUUGGGAAGAGUUAUGGAUUCGAGACCGACAGCUGUCGCUCUUCCUUGGAAUGCCCCAUGCAGUCCCCGCGCAAUUGGGGCCCAGGGUUGUAGUGGAAGAGUACCCCCUCGCUGAAAAGGAAGCUAUCCGCCAGAUAGCCAUGCUAUCGGGUCUUCUUACAAGCCAAAUCCUAAUGGGAGAAGACGCUACUGGGGCAACGAUCAUGCGAACGCUCGAAGAGAUGAAGGAGCUGAAAGCAAUGAUUCCGGAGCAUUGGACGAAGGGACACCCGAGAUAUGUCCCUUAUCUCCCGCAGGCCUUCACUCGCGCCAGUAUCAACAUCCUCUACCACACAUUUGAGCUCAUGCUGAACUGGCCCAAAUGGCAACAGUCAAUCAUGAAUCCUGGUAAUGUCGGCGACUUUGACGCUUCAAGGAAGGCGAUCCUAGCCUCAGCACAGGAGAUCAUAAAGGCGCAGGAAGCCAUGAGAGCCCCAGAAGCCGAGCCGGAAACGGUGAUGAGGGCUGACUUUGUGGAUUUCCUUGCUUUCAAGGCUGCGCUUGCGAUGAUAGCUGUCAUCAAACACAGGGCCAACCCCGUGCCGGAGGAAGAGAGCAAACCUCUCUGGAAGAUGGUAGAUGAGCUGGGAGACAGAUUCCAGGAGACGACCAAGGUCUAUGACGACCUAUUUGCCAAGCAGGCUUGCCUCGUUCUCAAGAUUCUGUUUUGCGCAAGCGAAGGGGACUAUAUCUGGAGUGGAACGUAUGAGGCAGUCAUCCCCUACUUUGGGAAACUCGAGAUCAGUAAAGUCAUCGUCUUAAGGGACUGUGCUAAACAGUGCCAGAAGGAGAACGAAACCAAGAUAGCUGUCGUGAUGGAGUCAGACAAUGUCGUUUUUGGACCGCGGUAUGAUGGUGUCCCGGAGCUGGAACUCGCAGCGGACUGGACUAAGUUGGGACAUCCCAAGGUCUAUGGAUGGAGAUCAUCUUUCGACUUUGACUGUUGGACUCAAGAAGGGUUUUAG